Molecule: messenger RNA, 433 nt
Organism: Asterias rubens (European starfish)
Lineage: Eukaryota; Metazoa; Echinodermata; Asteroidea; Forcipulatida; Asteriidae
Exons: 3
Coding region: 1-420 (139 amino acids)
Source: RefSeq, a predicted model, not a curated record
AUGUCAAGUCGGGAGGUUACAAAGGGUUAUUUAUUUUUUAGUCAGGGAUAUGUUCACGAAACAGUAAUCUAUAAAAACAACGAUUCCGACGUCGUGGAAAUUAAAGCGAAAUGCUACCGAUCGAUGCGCAAGUCACAGCCCCCUCAUAAAAUUAACUUAAUCAUCUCCCCAACCCAACAAGACAACGUCAUAUUUUUUUUUUCUACUACAACUAGGCUUUCUGUGACAUGUUGCCACACAAUUGGUGUCGUUUACACUGUGUCCCAUUUCCAACAACUUGGACUGAAGGAAGUGCCAGCCUUUCUAUCUGCGACAAGUUUGCCACAACAAUGGCACAAACCUAGAGGGAAAAUCAUCAGUCCCAGACCUGUAUCAUCAAUGGUCUUUGCUAAAACUAAGGACAAGCCCAGGAAAAGAUAGCCGAAUCUUGCCA